GGCGCGGCCCGGAACACGCUAGUGGAGCGGAAGAUGGCGGCGGCGGUGGCGGUGGCGGCUGCAGCCGGGACCCCGGUUUGGCUGAGGCGGAGGAGCCGCCGGCUCUGACUUAGCUCUGGCUCCAGUGCGCGCCGCGGAGCGUGUGCGAGGCCCCGUGCGGAGGGCAGGGGCGGCGGUGGUGGUCAGCGCGCGCCGCCCUGAGGAACGCCCCGGCGGCGCUGCUGCGGCUGAGGAGAGAGCCGGCGGCUCCGGGCCUCGGCGUCCUCCGGCGCCCCGGGCCCCGCGCCUCCUCGGGGGGGCGGCGGCGGCGGCGGCGAUGUUCUCAGUCCUGUCGUACGGGCGGCUGGUGGCCCGCGCCGUCCUCGGCGGCCUGUCGCAGACCGACCCCAGGGCGGGCGGCGGCGGCGGCGGCGGCGGCGGCGGCGGCGGCGGCGGCGGCGGCGGCGACUACGGGCUGGUGACGGCGGGCUGCGGCUUCGGCAAGGACUUCCGUAAGGGCCUGCUCAAGAAAGGCGCGUGCUACGGGGACGACGCGUGCUUCGUGGCCCGCCACCGCUCGGCCGACGUGCUGGGAGUUGCAGAUGGCGUUGGAGGAUGGAGAGACUAUGGAGUGGACCCAUCUCAGUUCUCAGGGACUUUAAUGCGAACAUGUGAGCGGUUAGUAAAAGAAGGACGCUUCGUUCCCAGCAACCCUGUUGGGAUUCUCACCACGAGCUACUGUGAAUUGCUGCAAAACAAAGUACCUUUGCUGGGUAGCAGCACAGCCUGCAUCGUGGUACUGGACAGAAGUAGCCACCGCUUGCACACGGCCAACCUGGGUGACUCGGGCUUCUUGGUGGUCCGGGGCGGCGAAGUCGUGCACCGGUCUGAUGAGCAGCAGCAUUACUUCAACACUCCAUUCCAGCUCUCCAUCGCUCCCCCGGAGGCUGAGGGGGUCGUCCUGAGUGACAGCCCCGACGCUGCUGACAGCACGUCUUUCGACGUCCAGUUAGGAGACAUCAUCCUCACAGCAACAGAUGGGCUCUUUGACAACAUGCCUGAUUAUAUGAUCCUUCAGGAGCUGAAGAAACUGAAGAAUUCAAAUUACGAGAGUAUACAACGGACCGCAAGGAGCAUUGCUGAGCAAGCGCACGAGCUGGCCUAUGACCCAAAUUAUAUGUCACCUUUUGCACAGUUUGCGUGUGACAACGGGUUGAAUGUGAGAGGUGGCAAGCCAGAUGACAUCACUGUCCUCCUCUCCAUCGUGGCUGAGUACACGGACUGAUUGGCCACGCUGGCGACUCCUGCCUUUCCCUUGUUGCCCACUUUCCCUGCCAUGUGUGCUGAUCCUGCUGGCAGGACCACGUUUCUUUGCCACUGAUCUCAGUGGCCAAUGAUGGACGCCUGGCCCAUGUUUGAGACCCAUUGCGAUCCUUGUUGAGAACCACUACUGUCAUCCACUAGCCCGGACCUGCUGGUGACCGCCAAGAGAAUCGAGGUGACUGCUUCCUUCUCCUGGAGGUUUUCAAAGCCUUUUACUUUUCAAAAGCAGUUGAAGUUUUGAGACUAAGUAAUGUUGGUAAAGUGAAUUUAAAAUUUCAGUGUGUUAAAGGGAUGUUAACAUUCAACAAAUAGUAAAUAGUGACACAUUUACCAGAAAACACACGGACCCUCCCAGGAGAAGCCCCGUGUCCCACAGGCACAGUCUCUGCUAGGCCUGGUGUGGCUUCGUGUUUCUGUAUAAACUCCUGUUUUCCAGGAGCCCACAGUCCUGCUCCAAAACUGUGUGCUGGGUUAUGACAUCCCAACCCUAGCAACUUAACGGUUUUAGUUACAAAUUGGAAGAAAAUUUUCGUUCUCUGGAUGCAGAUAUUUUGUGCUUUUUAAAAAGAUGCUUACUGUGCUCCUGUGAUUGAAGCUGUGGCAGUUUAUGAUUUGUCCAGGUCACAGGCUGGAGGCCCAGCCCACAGGAGGGAUAGAGGAAGGAGACUCCUUACCAAAAUCUACUAACAGAAAUGCAACACAAAAUUGCAAAACUCCUUAAAGCCUGAGAAUCAAAUGCUGCAGCUGAAGUCGUCGGCUCUGCCUGUGAGGAUGCUACCGGCCUUCCCGGGCAAGAGUGUGCAGCUGCAGCUUGGAAUGGGAUUGGCUGUGGACAGCCUUGCUCCUUCCCUCAGGAGCCUCACACCCUUAGAGCAUGCCCCAACUGUGCUGUGUCCUCAAGGUGACAGCGUGGUGGCUGCAGCACACAGAGUCCACAGGAAAGCUAGUGAUGACCUGACAUUCGCGGUGACCCCAGCUGAGUGUGGGGUUCUGAGUCCAGCUUAAUGUUUACAGUUCCAAUAGCCAUUUGCAGUAGGUAACGUUCCUUCUCAGAUUUCCCCAUUACUUGUGAGUGCAAACUUACUUUGAAGGUUUGUGUACAAUUGACUGCUGUAAAGAUACAUAUUUUUGGGUCCGUUCUUUCCCUUCUUUACCUUGGUGGUAGAAAACCAUAUAUACUGAGAAGCCCCUAAGUUAAAGCCGUGUUUUCUGUGCAAGUCAGGUGACGUUGGUGUGAAGAUCACGUGAGCAGCCACACAGCCCUUCCUCUGCAGGAGACACUGGCUCCCUGGUUACUGCAUUGAACUUGUGUUUGAGGUGACCUCAACUUGUUUUUAAAAGAUUUUGUCUGUGAGUUUGUAUAUUUGAGUAGCUGUCUCUUGUUUUAUUUAAAUUGUUUACCAUGUACCAUGUACAUGUCAUUGCUGUAUCUCAGUGCAUCAAUGCUUGUAACAGGCAUUUCGUUGAUAAGAAUGAGUUACUCAUUUGUAAGCUGUUCAGUAAUUUAUCUACUAUUCCUAAAUUGGCAUAAUGUUAGAUUCCUAUUUUGAAUCACCUUUAAUUACAUGUCAGAAUGCCUUAACUACCCUAACCUGACAACACUGAGUUCUUUGGUGAGGAGAUACAGGGGCCGGGUAUGGAAGGAGACUGGGAUAAGGAGAUGUCAUGCUCUGUUGACAACGGAGCAUGAGGGGCACGUGGUGGGUAUUUAUUUUGCACAAACUUUUUGCAGUGUCCGUGUUUGAAACAGUAAGGUUGCAUCCAGAUGGGGUGUGUGUGUGACCCUAGGACCGACUACUUCAACUCUCCUGUGUGGUCUGUAAUUAGUUUCUGGUCAGAAGUAUUGUAGCCUUACAAUCUGGAUAUAUUUUGCAUUAAUUUUCCAAUGCCAACAUUUAAUUCCUGCUAAGAGCAGAGCUGGUCAAGUCACUGGCUUUUUUUCUGCUCUUAUUUAGCCCAUCAAGCAAUCUUUAUAAAGGUAGAUUGGUGUAUUUUAUACAACUUAGUCAGAAAACUCACUUUUCUGAGCAGUGAUUGUUAGAAUUGGACAGUGGACUGUUCUAGUACACUGAAACCCAUGGGACAGGCAUUGAGAUUCAGAGUGAAGAUUACUUUGGGCCUGGCGCGUGGACUAGUGACAUUACAUAUUCCAUUUGCUUCUCCCCUGUCCUUUUUGUUAUACACUUAAUCUUAUGAUUGUCGGAGGUCAGGUGGAGUGUGCCGCCUCACACUCGCCAUGGCCAGGGGCUGUCACACACCCCUUGCUAGGUCCGAUUUGGAACCUGGUGUGUGCGUGCAUUGUAUUUUAAAUCAAGCAACGUAAGCACUCAUAUUUGUCUCACGGAGUGAACUUUUAUAACAAAAGAGAAAUUUGGAUUUUAAUUUACAAAUGGCAAAUUAUUUAUCCCUCUCUGGAUGCACCAAAGACCAGUAAAGUUUAUAGCUUUUCCAUCUAUAUUUAUAAAGCAAUACUGUAUUAUAAAAAAAAAAUCACUAUUUUUAUCACAUGCUUGAAAUUUUUAUUUUGUUCUGUUUUAAAAAUGUGCACUCUAAACAUAUCAGAACCUUAUUUCUUCCUAUGAACUGAAGCUGCCUGCGCACAAAAAAAUAAGUAAGAUUACCAAAUGGAGAUGAAGUAGCUAGAGUCCCUAGGCUCUUAGAAAUGGAAAGCAGCGAGGGUAAAAACAAGGUCUGUCCCGAGGCACUGUGCAUGCUUGACUUGGUUGAUAGGUUCCUAACUCGAAGAAUCCAUUCCAGGUGUGCGUGUCUGGAGUAGAGACUGAGUAUGAGCUUUCUGAGGCAGGAGAGUGCCCUUUUCUGCUGCUGCCCUCGUUCUGGGUAGAGUAAGUAGGCAGUGAGAGCUCACAGGGCUGCCAUCCCGGCGAGUGUUGAGGUGGCCGGCAGGAUUGGAUAGGGCUGUAGGUGUUUGUACUUUUGGGUAGGUUCAUGGCUCCUUGUCACUGUACGCCAGCUAUCUUUGGCAAAGUUAGAACACUCAGUUUCUCUGGAGACUGUCACAGUUUUGCAUUUAAGAAAAAUUUUGCAAUACCAAGAAAAAAAACUGCAUAAAAAGCAAAAUAUGAACCAGAAGACAUUUGGAUUCUGUUUCUUUCCAAAAAGUCAAUUUAUCACAAAAUUGAACUUCUCAACUAAAGCAGUGUCCAUGUCAAGAUGUCACUGUUAGCAGGUAGUUUGUGGUAAAGGCAACUAAGUGACGAAGCGAAUCUGAAUGUGUGUAUGCUGAUGAGCUGUGUUUUCUGUUGAGACUAUCAUCGUUUGUCCUACCUACCAGAGGCAAUGACCUGAGUCGAUGUUUGAAUUAUAACUUAUGCAGGAAUAGUUCUGUAAAUACAUUUCAAUAAACUGUAAAGAUAUUUAAUAAAUAUAGUAUUUAUACUAA
This is a messenger RNA of Peromyscus californicus insignis, 4702 nucleotides long. It is a transcript of the gene Pptc7, whose product is annotated as protein phosphatase targeting COQ7. Lineage: Eukaryota; Metazoa; Chordata; Mammalia; Rodentia; Cricetidae. The coding region runs from base 317 to 1264 and encodes 315 amino acids. The record is from RefSeq and is a predicted model, not a curated record. The transcript has 6 exons.